This is a messenger RNA of Aspergillus nidulans FGSC A4, 1254 nucleotides long. It is a transcript of the gene lreB, whose product is annotated as protein lreB. The record is from RefSeq and is a predicted model, not a curated record. Lineage: Eukaryota; Fungi; Ascomycota; Eurotiomycetes; Eurotiales; Aspergillaceae. The transcript has 2 exons. The coding region runs from base 1 to 1254 and encodes 417 amino acids.
AUGGAUCCCACCCACCUCCAACUAGCUCAGCGCUCUCAUCAGUAUGGACUCGAUCCAGAGUUAACAUCCGCCUCGUACGGAAUCUCAAUGGGGCUGCCGCAGCCCCAGCACUCUCUCCUCCAAUCCCACUCGUCCAUCAAUUCAUCCGCACCGGGUGAACUACCAUGGCCCCAGCGCAUUCUCAGCGAAGUCCACGACUUGUUGCUCCUUCUCAGUGCAGACGGAGUAGUUCAUUUUGUCUCUCCCUCGUGUAAAGCAAUAACAGGCUUCGACAAGCCCCACCUUGAGCACGAUUACAUCACGCGCUUCAUCCACGACGAGGACAAGCCCGUCUUCGCGCGCGAGUUGCACGAGUCUGUCGCCAUGGCCAGGCCGUUUCAUUGUCACUUCCGGAUGUACCAGGCUGAUAAUUCGACCUGUCUACUAGAGGCGCAUGGGCACCCGCAUUUUGAGCAGCUCAACAAUGACGCCACUGGCGCUGCAAACUUCAACCAGUCGCAGCACCAGCAACAACAGCAACAGCACCAGCAGCAACAGCACCAGCAGAGACUCUGUCAAGGCGUCUUCCUUGUCUGCCGGCCGUACCAUAACGAAAGCAGGCACCUCCUCGACUCGUUCCUCGAACAUAAACUUGAGAACGUCAGAUUAAAAGAACGCAUUGCGCAGCUGAAACGCGAAGAAGAGCGUGACCUUCAAACCGCCGCGCAGCAGACAAGGUCAUUGCAAGUCCCGUCCUCACAUGCUCAACGGCCUAUUCCGCAGACGCACAAGGCGUUUGCUUCGAAUCUGGAUCCGUCGUUGCUAUCCAGCGGUGCGGCGGAUGAUAAUGAGUCCUCAGAUACGCUGGAUAAUUUUAAUGAUAUGGACGUUGGGUUUGGCCAGGGCCAGGCAAGGGCUGCCCGCGGACAGAAACAGGGCGGCGAAGAAACAUCUGUAUCCCACCUUAACGAUGUCGAGCUUCUUACAGGUCUGCAUUUCACCAAGGGCGAAAGAGCCCAGGGCAUAAGCACGGGUACUAGAGACGGCCGACUCUAUUACUCGACGACAACUAACGCCAAACCAUCACGGGAACAGCGUGUGCCCCCAGAAAAUGAGUCCAGGAAAAGGCUGAAGACUGAAUAUAAAUGCGCGGACUGUGGCACAUCAGACUCGCCUGAGUGGAGGAAGGGGCCGGAGGGACCGAAGACGCUUUGUAAUGCUUGCGGGCUACGCUGGGCGAAAAUGGGGAAGAAACGGCAAGAUUCGGGCUUAUGA